CGUCCCUUCGUCUCGUCGCCUUUGGCAGGUGCAUCCCAGCACACGGGUGUCGCCACAAGACCAAGUGUUCCUAGACGGAAUCCUUCUUUCCCGUCUUCCCGUGCCCUACGUCCUUUCCCCAGCGUUGCUAACGCGCUUCGACCUUACUCUACUGCCUCCAAAAAGGCUGUGAAGCUCAUUGAGCCACCUAAAAACCAGCCUUGUGUUUUUAUGCUCAACCUAACGCAGGCUGAGUUCGGCAGGCAGGACUGA
Molecule: messenger RNA, 252 nt
Organism: Lentinula edodes (shiitake mushroom)
Lineage: Eukaryota; Fungi; Basidiomycota; Agaricomycetes; Agaricales; Omphalotaceae
Exons: 1
Source: RefSeq, a predicted model, not a curated record